Oreochromis niloticus (Nile tilapia) is the source of this 777-nucleotide messenger RNA. RefSeq names its product ankyrin repeat domain 66 (gene ankrd66). The record is from RefSeq and is a predicted model, not a curated record. Gene Ontology annotation, molecular function: protein binding. NCBI's taxonomy places the organism in Eukaryota, Metazoa, Chordata, Actinopteri, Cichliformes, Cichlidae. The transcript is spliced from 3 exons. The coding region runs from base 32 to 547 and encodes 171 amino acids.
CGUUGCUAGGAUCCACUGUUGCUAGGUUAAAAUGUCAGAGUUGCACCAAGCUGCAGCAGCAGGCAACUAUGAUCAAGUUGAGGAGCUUCUGAGGGAAAAUAAGUGCAAUCCCAACCAGAAAGACAUCGACUGGUACAGCAAGACACCUCUCCACUGGGCAGCGGCUAAAGGACACACAGAAAUGGUGAGGAUACUUGUAAAGCAUGGAGCCAGACCGUGCCUGAGGACAGAGUAUGGGUGGACCCCUGCCCAUUUUGCUGCAGAGUCUGGUCGGCUGGCAGUGCUGCGGUUGCUGCACUCACUCCAUGCACCUAUUGAUAAGGAGGACUGCUGUGGAGACAAGCCAGCGCGUAUAGCCGAGAUAUACGGACACCAAGACUGUGUUAGAUUCCUUAAAAAAGCAGAGAUAGAGUGCGAGGUUUAUCGCAAGCUAGCAGCCCGAGAAGGGGUUUCAGUGGAUGACACAGAUGAGGAGUGGGCAGAACGGGACAAAGAAAACUUAAAAGCUGAAGCAAGAUGUGAGCCCAAAUCACAUUUACAGAAAUAAAAUCCUCACGCAGGUUUUCUUCUAUCCUUUCAGCUGAGUUUUCCUUCAGCUCUUUACUGCUAAGUGCUAUUUAAAACAUGGAAUGUACAGCAUUAUUAAAUCACAUUUCAUAUUAAUAUGUAUAUUGAACAAAGAAAGACAGAUAUGUACGUAAUAAUUAUUAAAACUUCUGACUUGUAUUACUGCAAGUAAACCAAAAUAAACAACAAAGAAACAGUCACAUCAAAGAG